CUACACCAUUGUCGGCAUUUGCUCAGACCACAAGCACAGACGGGAGAAGGGAGAUCUAGCCAGAUAGGAAAGCAUCAUGGCUGCGAUGACAACAGAAGUCACGGCGGUUGAGGGAACGACAAGUUUCCAUGACAACGUAACACACUUGUAUGAUACAUGGGAGGAUAUAUUUAUCCACCCUCAUUGGAAGAGCUUCCCCCCAAUCCCUGAUGUGUGGCACUACACCAUCGGCGUCUACAUCACCGCUGUCGGCAUCACCGGCGUCAUCGGUAACCUCAUCGUCAUCUACAUCUUCAGCAAGACCAAGGGAUUGAGAACCCCGUCCAACAUGUUCGUGGUCAACCUGGCGUUGUCUGACCUCAUCUUCUCGGCAGUGAACGGAUUCCCCCUCCUCUCCAUCUCCGCCUUCAACAAGAGAUGGAUGUUCGGAAAAAUAGCCUGUGAGCUGUACGGACUAACGGGUGGUAUAUUCGGCUUGAUGUCCAUCAACACGCUAGCUAUGAUCGCCAUUGAUCGGUAUUUCGUCAUCACUCGUCCCUUCUCCGCCAUGAGGAACAUGACGCAACGCCGCGCCUUCCUGAUGAUCGUGGGCGUGUGGAUCUGGUCCAUCAUCUGGGCCGUCCCACCAAUCUUCGGCUGGGGCGCAUACAUCCCAGAGGGCUUCCAGACAUCUUGCACUUUCGACUACCUCACUAGGAACGACCACUUCACCUCCUACUUCAUGUGCCUCUACAUCUGCGGCUUCUGCGUGCCCGUCCUCAUCAUUCUCUUCUGCUACAUAUUCAUCAUCAGGGCAGUUUCCAACCACGGCAAAGAGAUGGCCAACAUGGGCAAGAAACUGGGCGCCAACGACCCCCGCAACACACAGAACGAGAACGAGACCAGCGCCGAGAUGAAGAUCGCCAAGAUCAGUCUGAUGAUCUUCUGCAUGUUCAUGCUGUCUUGGAUGCCAUACGCCACGGUGGGCCUGAUCGCACAGUUCGGCAACCCGAUGCUGGUGACUCCGUAUGUGUCCGAGAUCCCCGUUAUGUUCGCCAAGGCGUCCGCUAUGCACAACCCCAUCAUCUACGCCUUGAGCCAUCCUAAGUUCCGCGAUGCGCUGAACAAGCUGUUCCCCUGGAUGUUGUGCUGUUGCCAACAGACAGAGAAGGAACUUGCCCAGAACAUGGCUCACAGGAAACACACCGGCCAGACCGGAAGCACCAACAGCAACGCCUACGGUGGCAGCGUCAGCGACAUGUCCAGCUGCGUAAGCAACAUCAGCGACUCUGCGAUCGAAAUGAGCCAGCGUGGAAACAGCAAAAGAAUCAGGGACCGCGACAUCCAGGAGACCGUUCUUGCAGGUCAGGAAGCUAAUGGCGCCCUCAUCCGUGACAUCCUCCAAGCCUUCGUCGCAGUCAGCGGACCAGGAAGUCGGCCCCAGGUACCUCUCGCCUACAUGCCCCCGCAGUACUAUCAAUACGGGGUGAACCAGGAGGGAGGGGCCCCCGCUCCAGCCUCAGUGCCAGCCCCAGCAGCAGGAGCACCUACCCCCCAGCUCCCUGAUAUCUACUCCAUCACCCAGAGUGCUGCCGCUCUCGGCGUCCCCGCAGCAGCGGCCCCAAGUCCCGCAGCGACUGGGAGCCAACCCGCGGCGCCAGCCAAGGUCGAGGUUAGCAGUGAAGAAGCUUCAGACAGCGAGAAGAAAGACGCAGUAACCAUUGACACAAAAGCUGAAGUGACGGGUCACGACAACCAGACAUUCGAAAAGGAGUGAGCCGAUAGAAGUAUCUACACACCGGUUUCCUGAGGAAUGAAACGAGAUGAGUUAUCGUGUACGACGGCCUGCAAGCGUCUGAUUGGUCCUCGGACCUUCCCCGUGACCUUGCAGGAUGCGCGUGAACUAAGUGUCUAUGGACUCUGUAAGCAAAUGCCUUCCAACUGAUUGAUUACUCUGUCUCCGUCCCAAAUGAUAGCUACAGUUUUGACAAGCAACGAUACAAACAGAAAGUAAAAAGCAUGAGAUUGAGACACAGUAAGCAAUCCAAAAACAAAAGUGUUCUAAGUGAUUCCAUAUUGUCGUAAUGCCCUUGUUGUAGGUCUAACCCCAUGCUACACCCAAUAUAUCGUAGUCGGCUCAUCCAUGGUCAAGGUCAUCAGAGGGCAUGCUGGUACCUCGCAGAAACACCCUUGGGUUGUAUUGUGGAUACAAGGGUGUCGUGUGCAGUUAAAAUAAGUUGUGUUGCCUAUAUUAAAUUAUUUUUAGAAUUUUGAAUCAAAUUCGGUUUCGCUCAUAAACGAUUAGUGUACCUGAUCGCGGAUAAGCCGAAUGUGUCAACCAUACACAGCCUUUAUAAUUUACUCUCCAGACAUGUGCGAUCGUUUUCAUUUAAUUUCCCCAAUAAGUUGAAUCUGUGACUGAUGCUGAUACAGAGAAGCCAGUUCUGCCUGCGGGAAGGAUCAGUACUAAGCGCAUUAGCUGCUGGGACUGAGGCAUCACGACCUCCACAGACGUACACUGCGACAUCGUCUGACAAACAUCCUGGCCAGCACAGGCGGGUCACGUCAAAUACAAUUUUUCGCUUUUGUUACAUCUCUUCCAAAUCUUGCUUAUUUCAGUUUAGUUUUUAUUGUUAGGUUUUAUUUUAUAACAAUGUCACUUUGUAUGUUUUCUACAGAAAGAAAGGAUAUUAUCAAAGAGCUUGAGUUCAUGAAAGGUUGUGUGAAACAACGGAUUGUUGAGAACUGUUUAAUAAACCCUUUCACAAAUCUGC
Molecule: messenger RNA, 2753 nt
Organism: Haliotis rubra (blacklip abalone)
Lineage: Eukaryota; Metazoa; Mollusca; Gastropoda; Lepetellida; Haliotidae
Product: rhodopsin-like
Exons: 4
Coding region: 77-1756 (559 amino acids)
Biological process (GO): G protein-coupled receptor signaling pathway; visual perception
Cellular component (GO): membrane
Molecular function (GO): G protein-coupled receptor activity
Source: RefSeq, a predicted model, not a curated record